Messenger RNA from Phalaenopsis equestris, 2427 nucleotides. Its product is annotated as nuclear pore complex protein NUP85. The record is from RefSeq and is a predicted model, not a curated record. Gene Ontology annotation, cellular component: nuclear pore outer ring. Gene Ontology annotation, molecular function: structural constituent of nuclear pore. The transcript has 19 exons. Gene Ontology annotation, biological process: protein import into nucleus; positive regulation of DNA-templated transcription; mRNA export from nucleus. The coding region runs from base 95 to 2260 and encodes 721 amino acids. Lineage: Eukaryota; Viridiplantae; Streptophyta; Magnoliopsida; Asparagales; Orchidaceae.
AAAAAGAGGUACGUAUAACCAUUUCGAAAACCCCUCCAAAAAACCCUAGCUCCCAACCAUAGACUCUCCUCUAUCUGGCGCCUCGCCGGUGGAGAUGCCCGGCCGCCCGUCGGAACCAGACAACGCUGUAAUCCCCUUGCCGGCGGAGGUUGAAAUUCCUAUUUACCACAUACGGCAUGGCGUCAAGCCCCCGAUCAUCCGGGUCUUCGCCUCGUGGUCGCGCGGGAAUGUACUCCAAGUGGCGUGCAUCCGCUCACUUGAGGAUGAUAUCCCCGACGGGGAAGGAAAUGGAAUUUCUGGUGAUGUGGAUCUCGGUGGCAAGGUAGUUGAGGUGAAGCUUGGCACCGGUGACCCGACUAUCAGCGAAUCGCCGGGACGGAGGAUUAUUUACGAUUCUGUUACCCCUUUUGCUCUCCUUCAGAGCCGAAGGAAUACAUUUUUAACGAUGUCUAGGAUGCCCUUUUCUUUUUCUCAUCCUUCUGCUGUCUGGUGGCAGCAAGUCUUGGAGUAUAGUAGGAGCAUUUCAGAACUUUUUGGGACUUCAAAUAAUACAUCACAAUCUGUGAUCGAUGAUCCGAUGAUGAUCUUGGAGCAAGUUGAGAAACCUAGCAGUCUUAAGGCUGCAUGGGAGUUGAUGGAGAUUUUUUAUGCAGAUAAACAUUCUUUUUCAUGGUUUCCAGAGCGUCUUGUUGACUGGUUGGCGGAGUAUGAUGCUAUACUAUCUGAGACACAGAUGACAGUCCAUUUGAAGCUUGCCAAACUCCAAGAAAAAUUGGUCAAUUUACAGGUGAUUGAGGAUGAUCCUGAGUAUUGGGAAGUGCUGUCAUCAGUUCUUUCUAUCGGAUGGCUUGAUGUUGCGGCUAAAUUGCUAAGGCUGCAUGGUUCUUAUCAGCUUAAUCAAAUCGAUAAUCGUGAGACAGAAAACGGGCUGGUUGAGACAGUUGCUGUUCUCAUAUCAACAAUGCCACGUUUGCGUCAUGAUUUGCCAAUGGGGAAAUUAGGUCAAUGCUAUAAAACCAAACCGGAUUUUAUAAAGGCAUGGGAGAAAUGGCGUGACCAGAUAACUAAAUUGGACUGCAGUGCCUUUUGGGUUCAAUGUAGCCAUCGCCCAACUCGUGAGGGCCUACGAAAUCUCUUGCAAAUCAUGCUGGGAAAUUUUAACAGCAUUUCUAAAGCUUGUUUUCAUUGGAUGGAGCUGUUUAUAUCACACUUCCUUUUCAUAAGACCUCUUACUGUGGGUUUUGAAGAGAUGCUAGGAUCGGCUCUAAAAUUUAUGCGAUUAAAAUCAAGCAAUGUUUCCAAUGGGUUGAUGAGGCUUCUUCUUGGCAUUCUCGGAGAAAAUACUGAGGUUGUCAUGGCAGAAUGCUUUAAAUCAUUUGGACCAUGGAUGGUUACCCAUUCUGCGGAGUUAUUGACAGCUGACAGCCAUCAAAAUGAGCUUCUUUUGUAUGAGGAGAGGUACAGCUUGGGUGGUAUCAGCAUAAUGGAACUGCACCGCCUUAUUUAUGCUCAAGUUUUGGCUUCUCAUUCAGUGACUUGGCAAAUUGCACCUUCAUACUUGCUUUCAUGUCCAAAGCAAGGAUUAGGUUUGUUGGAGAAUUUACUGUUCAAACAAUCCGUGCAAAAUUAUCAAACAGUUCUCAAGAAUCUAGAGAUCUGCCAAUUAAAUGAGCUUUAUGGAAUUUCUUCUUCCAUUAAGAAGAUUGCUGGAAUGCACCAUUGGAAACAUGGGAGAAAAGGUUUUGGAGUCUAUUGGCUCCAAGAAGCUCGUGAUGAAGGUAGGCUUAAUCGAAUUGCUCAACAGCUGUUUGAUUGUAUUGGGAAAUCAAUCUCCGAUGAAACAUUUAAGCAAUGGGAGGGACUUAUUGAACUGCUUGGUCCUGAUGUCGGGACUGCUGGUGGUGUCGGAUUUCUUCACAGAUAUCGAGAUUUUAAGAAAUCUCUCAGGCAGGCUAAAAUUGGAAGGCUCGUUGGUGCAGCUAAACAUACCAUUGAUUCACUCUUACAGCUUAUGAAGAGUCCUUCCACGCCACAACGAUUCUGGCUCCCUCUUCUUCAUGACGCGGUUGAGCUGUUAAACUGGAAAGAUCAACCUCUUCUGAAUGUUUUCGAAACAAAUUUCUUGUUGAAGAAACUGCAAGAGCUAUCCAUGGCGCAGUUACGUCCAGAUUUCUCCCAGGCCGAUUUGCCUCCUGAGGCGCUGACCCAAAUUAGACUGGCCCUCGCCACAAAUCUGUCCCGAGCUUUUCUUGAAGAAUGAUUAACAAAAAAUUUAUAUUAUGAGAGUUUCAAUCAUUGCUUACUCUUUAGUUCAGCUGCAGAAUGAACUCAAAUGGGAUCUCCAGUGUGUUCUCUUAACUCUCUAAAUUUCCUUCUAAAUCAUAAUUUUAGAUUGUUCUGCAUGUUUUGGAAUGUUGUGUUCUUUUA